Messenger RNA from Tachysurus fulvidraco (yellow catfish), 2867 nucleotides. Its product is annotated as solute carrier family 26 member 6-like. Gene Ontology annotation, biological process: transmembrane transport. NCBI's taxonomy places the organism in Eukaryota, Metazoa, Chordata, Actinopteri, Siluriformes, Bagridae. The record is from RefSeq and is a predicted model, not a curated record. Gene Ontology annotation, molecular function: secondary active sulfate transmembrane transporter activity; bicarbonate transmembrane transporter activity; oxalate transmembrane transporter activity. Bases 409 to 2550 code for a protein of 713 amino acids. Gene Ontology annotation, cellular component: membrane. The transcript has 20 exons.
AGAGAGAAAGAGAGAGAGAGAGAGUACUCAUGGGGCCCUUUAAUACCAGAUAGGACAAAGAUACACAUUAACAAGGAGAUUAAGAAAGACAUGAGGAAGACUAUGGCUGUUCAGUACUACAAGUACUCAUGCUGUACACGUUUUCAGCACACGCUAGUUAGCAGGGAAUCCCACCUCUUCUUUUCCCCCCUGACAUUAUAUUCAUAAUCUGUACGACUUACCUUAAAGAAAGACAUCAGCUAUUGAGGAUAUACAUCCAUUGUUGGGGAUCAUUUUCUUUCUGGAUUUUAAAUGGACUUGAGGAUUAUUUGACAAGUUUGUUAUGAAGUGACUGAGGUAACAUAAAGAAAAGAUUUUAAUCUGUUUUUUUGAAAAGAUUCAUAGUCAGGAGGAUUUUUUAUCAGAAGCAUGGAACUAGAACAGUCUGUAAAGCAGAGAGUGGGAUACCGCAUCCAGCGGGACAUCAUGGAUGAAUUCAAACUUGAUGAACUUGCAGAAAAAUCAGAAGUCCACACACCAGUGAUUGAGAAAAUUAAGGAGUCCAUGAGGUGUUCUGGUCCUCGUGUGAAGAGCUGCUUUCUGUCGUGUAUUCCCCUGCUGUCAUGGCUGCCACGGUACCCACUCAGAGAAAACGCUUUCGGAGACCUUGUCUCAGGAAUCAGUGUGGGCAUCAUGCACCUGCCACAAGGAAUGGCGUAUGCAUUGCUAGCUGCUGUCCCACCUGUGUUUGGCCUUUACUCAUCUUUCUACCCGAUCCUUCUCUACUUCAUCUUUGGGAGUUCUAAGCACAUCUCAGUGGGUACAUACGCAGUGAUGAGUGUGAUGAUCGGUAGUGUGACAGAGCGCAUGGCUCCAGAUUCAGACUUCAUGAUAUUUAGCAACAGCUCCAACAGCAGUGUGAUAGACACUGUGGCCCGGGACAACGAGAGGGUCAAGAUUGCUGCAGCUGUCACCUGUCUAUCUGGCAUCUUUCAGUUGCUCUUAGGCCUGGUGCAGUUUGGAUUUGUGGUGACGUAUCUUUCUGAACCUUUGGUUAGAGCCUACACUACAGCAGCAUCCAUUCAUGUCAUUGUGUCCCAGAUAAAAUACACGUUUGGAAUCAACACAAACCGCUACAGUGGACCUCUCUCACUUAUAUACACGGUGUUGGAUGCGUGUUCUUUGCUGGGUGGGACAAACAUUGGGACACUGGUUGUGAGCAUUGUAACCAUUAUCGGUUUGAUCAUUGCUAAGGAAAUAAAUACUUUUCUGUCACGCAAACUUCCUGUUCCUCUACCUGUUGAGCUUUUUGCUAUUAUUAUAGCUACUGUAGUGUCAUGGCAAUUUGAUUUCAAGACUUUGUACAAUGUGGACGUUGUAGGUACGAUACCUUCAGGUCUGCAGGCUCCUGUGUUGCCUGAGUUCUCUAUGAUGGGAUCUAUGAUUGGUGAUGCAUUUGCUCUGGCUGUUGUGGGUUACGGUAUCGCCAUCUCUCUUGGCCGAAUCUUUGCUCUCAAAUAUGGCUACAAAGUUGACAGCAAUCAGGAGCUGAUAGCAUUUGGACUAAGCAACUCGAUCGGUGCCGUGUUCCAGUGCUUCGCCAUCAGCUGCUCCAUGUCUCGCACUAUGGUGCAAAUUAGUACAGGCGGAAAGACGCAGGUUGCAGGCGCUCUCUCUGCUGUAGUGAUGCUUGUGAUUUUGCUAAAGAUUGGAGAACUCUUCGAAGAACUGCCAAAGGCUGUCUUGGCUGCUGUUAUCUAUGUGAAUCUGCAUGGGAUGUUGAAGCAGUUCGGAGACAUUCGAACACUUUGGAGGAGCAACAAAGUGGACAUGCUUGUUUGGGUGAUGACAUUCAUUCUCACUGUGCUGUUAAAUCCUGAUCUGGGGUUGGCUGCGUCCAUCGCUUUCUCCAUGCUCACUGUCAUAUUCAGGACACAGCUACCAAAGUAUUCUCUACUAGGGCAGGUCCCUGGCACUGACAUCUACAGACCCAUAGAGGACUAUAACCAGGUUACACAGAUUCCAGGUCUUGUGAUUUUCCGCUGCUCUGCUACACUGUAUUUUGCGAAUGCAGAGAUGUAUACAGAACACCUCUAUGAGAAGAGUGGGGUAGAUGUGCCUAAACUCCUCUCACACAAGAAGAAGCUAGAAGCAAAGAGACUCAGGAAAGAGAAGAAAGAGGCAAAACGAGCAAAAAAACAAGCAAAGACGGAGGCUUCACAAAUGUCAGACAAUGAGGAGAGAUAUGAGGUUGCAGUAGUUAUGAGUCCAGAGUUUGACCAGCACUCUGACCCCACUAUACCCAAGGCCAUCAUCCUCGACCUGAGUCCAGUGAACUUCCUGGAUACAGUGGGAGUGAAAACAUUACGCAAUAUCCAUAAAGACUUUGGGGAAGCUGGAAUUAACGUGUUCAUAUCAGGAUGUCAACUAUGUGUUACUGACAGUUUAGAGAAGGGGGAUUUCUUCAAUGACAAGGUCACUAAAGCGAUUCUCUUUACCACUGUGCAUGAUGCUGUUCUUCACUACCAAGAACAAAAUAUACAGGAGCCUAAGGUGGCCACACAUUUUUGAACCAGAAUCCAUGUCACAAAGGAAGCAUUUUGAAUGUGAGCAGACCUACAUCUUUCCAGGUGUGCCUCCACCUGCAAUCUACUCUCACUACAGAUCAAAAUGUCAUCCACAAACAUCAUUGAGUUUCAUGGAGAUUCCCGUCUGACUUCAUCUGUCAACCUGUCCAUCACCACAGAAAACAAGAAGGGACUCAAAACCGAUCCUUGAUGCAGUUGUUGAUGUUUGUAAACUCUAAAGGUUUGGAGAUGAUUACUUUAGGAUAUAUUGGUGUAUCCAUGUUUCAAAAAGGCAAUAAAAGCAAUUCUGGUUACUUAGGA